UGUGCCAAGCGCGCCGUGUCCUCGCCACCACACCGCGCCGCGCCGUACUGUAACACUGGUGACGAUGGAGCCGCUGGUCUGACCGCGGCAGUCUGAGCUGUGAGAGGAGAGGAGGACGAGGAGCGACACCGACCACAUCACCGGCGGGAGACGGACGGAUCGGACGGACGAUGGCAACCAGCCUGGCCGCGGCUCGUACCUAAACCCGUGCGCACUGCGGAGCCGCCCGGAGGACUCUAAUAACCCCCCCACACCCACACCUCCCACCAUCCACCCGCCCCCGAACUGAAGGAAUGUGUCGCGGCGCCGACACGGUGUAGUAAAGUAACGAGCCGGCAGCGAGGUCACCGGAGACGAAGUUUACGCGCUGACAUUUGUGCUGCGGCGACGACGGGUUUUGCGCAUGAAUGAAUGAGCGAGUGAGUGAAUGACGCCGCCGCCGCCGCGGAGGCACCGGUUCUCGUAGGCAGAUAGAUUUCACGGAAUAUUAGGGAAGAACAAGUGUAGUGACGCGAAGAGACACAGGUCGAGCGUUUGGAAACAUUUUUUUCCCUCCUCCUUCUCAUUCUGUGGAUGUGAGUCUCUGUGCGCAUCGGAAGACGCCAGCCGCGCCGGAUCGCCGGCAGAUGCACUUUGGACCGCAGAGAAACAUGUGAAGACCCUCGCAAAGGUUUUUUCUGGGCCCGGAAAUUAGCCUUCAGCAACAAAAAGGCGAAGGUCUCUUCCCAUCCCUCCGCCCCUCGUCCGUUCUCUCCUCUUCCUCUGCCCCUCCCUUGCUGGCCCGUCAAACAUGGAGGGCCGGCGGGCUGACCGCAGGACUUUAUCACCCGACCCUCGCGUGGGAGCUGUCGCUGCCCUGCUGAGCUUCUGGCUCUUGGCGAUCCCCGUCAUGUGCGGCGGGCAGACGUUCACCAGUUUCCACCCUGAACGCCGGGACUGGGUCUUCGACCACCUGACGGUUCACCAGACCACAGGGGUGUUGUAUAUCGGAGCGGUCAACCGCGUGUACAAGGUCUCGGCCAACCUGACCCUCCUUGUUUCCCACGACACGGGCCCGGAGGACGACAACAAGGCCUGCUACCCACCUCUGAUCGUGCAGCCCUGUUCGGAGCCGCUCGUCUCCACCAACAAUGUCAACAAGCUGCUCCUCAUCGAUUACUCGCAAAAUCGCUUGCUGGCCUGUGGCAGCCUCUACCAGGGCGUCUGUAAACUCCUCAGACUGGACGACCUCUUCAUUUUGGUGGAGCCCUCUCAUAAGAAGGAGCACUACCUCUCCAGCGUCAACCAGACGGGGACCAUGUAUGGGGUGAUCGUGCCUUCACAAGGCCAGGACGGGACCCUGUUCAUCGGCACGGCGGUGGACGGAAAGCAGGACUACUUCCCCACCAUCUCCAGUCGAAAGCUUCCCCGCGACCCCGAAUCUUCGGCUAUGCUCGACUACGAGUUGCACACCGACUUCGUGUCCUCCCUCAUCAAGAUACCGUCGGACACGCUGGCGCUGGUCUCCCACUUUGACAUUUACUAUGUGUACGGCUUCGCCAGCGGCAGCUUCGUCUACUUCCUGACUGUCCAACCCGAGACGCCGGAGAACAGCAUGUCGUCCAGCGGCUCCACCAGCGACCUCUUCUACACGUCCCGCAUCGUCCGCCUCUGCAAAGACGACCGCAAGUUCCACUCCUACGUCUCCCUCCCCGUCGGCUGUGUGAAGAACGGCGUCGAGUACCGGCUGCUGCAGGCCGCCUACCUCGGCAAGCCGGGCCGCGUUCUCGCCGCCUCGCUCGGCAUCGGCGCCCAGGACGACGUGCUCUUCACCGUCUUCUCGAAGGGCCAGAAGCAGUUCCACCGGCCGCCGGACGACUCGGCGCUCUGCGUCUUCACCAUCCGAGACAUCAACGCGCGGAUCAAGGAGCGCCUGCAGUCCUGCUACCAGGGCGAAGGGAACCUGGAGCUCAACUGGCUGCUCGGGAAGGACGUGCAGUGCACCAAGGCGCCGGUGCCCAUCGACGACUCCUUCUGCGGUCUGGACAUCAACCAGCCGCUCGGAGGCUCUCAGCUGGUCACCGGUCACACUCUCUACACUGAGACGCGCGACCGCAUGACCUCCGUCACCUCCUACGUCUACAACGGCUACUGCGUAGCCUUCGUGGGCACCAAGAGUGGAAGGCUCAAGAAGAUUCGCGUCGACGGGCCUCCGCACGGCGGCGUCCAGUACGAGACGAUAUCGGUCAUCAAGGACGGCAGUCCCGUCCUGCGAGACAUGGCCUUCUCCCUCGACCGCAACUACCUCUACGUCAUGUCUGAGAGACAGGUUACCCAAGUUCCCAUCGAGUCCUGUGAGCAGUACGGGACCUGCGGAGAGUGUCUGAGCUCCGGGGACCCACACUGCGGCUGGUGUGUCCUGCACAACAUCUGCUCUCAGAGGAACCGGUGUGAGCGCGCCGAUGAGCCGUACCGAUUCGCCGCCGCUCUCAACCAGUGUGUGAAGGCUACAGUGUACCCGGACAGCAUCGCAGUGUCAGAACCCAGCGUACCUCUGCUGGUGAAGGUGAGCGAUGUUCCGGACCUUUCCGCGGGCAUCACCUGCUCCUUUGGCAACCUGACAGAGGUGGAGGGGCAGGUCAACGGCGACCAGAUACUCUGCGUGUCUCCUGCUGCCAAGGACGUCCCCCUCAUCCCCACUGACCAAGACUGGUCCGGCGUUGAGCUGAGGCUGAAUUCCAAGGAGACUGGCCAGAUGCUAAUCAGCACCGAGGUCAAGUUUUACAACUGCAGCGUCCACCAACUGUGCCUGUCGUGUGUGAACAGUGCCUUCCGCUGCCACUGGUGCAAGUACCGCAACUUGUGCACCCAUGACCCCUCCAGCUGUUCCUUCCAGGAGGGACGAGUCAACGCUUCAGAGGACUGUCCCCAGCUGGUGCGCUCCGAGGAGAUCCUGAUCCCAGCGGGGGAGGUGAAGCCCAUCACCCUGAAGGCCAGGAACCUGCCACAGCCGCAGUCUGGCCAGCGGGGCUACGAGUGUGUCCUCCACAUCCAGGGCGUCAGCCACAGAGUCACCGCCCUGCGCUUCAACAGCUCCAGCGUGCAGUGCCAGAACAGCUCGUAUCUGUACGAGGGAAUGAAAAUCAGUGAGCUGCCUGUGGAUUUCUCAGUGGUGUGGAACGGCAACUUCAUUAUCGAUAACCCAGAGAACAUCCAAGUGCACCUCUACAAGUGUGCGGCCCAGCGCGACAGCUGCGGCAUGUGUCUGAAGGCGGAGAGGAAGUUCCAGUGUGGCUGGUGCAGCGGCGAGGGGAGGUGCACCCUGCGGCACCACUGCCCUCCCAUCAACCCUUACACCACCCGCUGGCUGAACCUGUCCAGCAAGAAUGUCAAGUGCACCAACCCACGCAUCACUGAGGUGACCCCGGUGGCCGGACCCCCGGAGGGAGGCACGCGUGUGACCAUCCACGGCACGAACCUCGGCCUGGCCUUUUCAGACAUGGUGGGAAACGUGGAGGUGGCGGGGGUGAGGUGUGCCCCCGUGGAGGAGGGCUACAUCAUAGCUGAACAGAUUGUGUGUGAGAUGGAUGCGUCUCCCAGAGACAGCCGACCUGGUCCGGUCCAGCUGUGUGUGGGAGAUUGCCGACCGGAACUCAAAGCUCGCUCCUCGCAGCUCUACUCCUUUGUGACGCCCUCGGUCACGGGUCUCUCCCCCAGCAGAGGUCCCGAGUCUGGGGGCACGAAAGUCACCAUCAUGGGGGAAAAUCUGGGCGCCGGCAGCAGCGUCACCGUUCAGUUUGGAAACCAGACGUGCGAGUUCUUCGGACGCACCAUGACGGAGAUAGUCUGCUACUCCGCCCCGUCCCUGUCCGGCGUCGGCCCGGUGCAGAUCAGCGUGAGCGUGGACCGUGCCCAGAUCAGGGAGAGCCUCACCUUCGAGUACAUCGAAGACCCGACCGUCCAACGCAUCGACCCCGACUGGAGCAUCGCCAGCGGCCACACCCCACUGACGGUCACGGGAACCAAUCUGGACGUGGUUCAGGAGCCCAGGAUCCGGGUCAAAUACGCCGGCCGGGAGUCUGUGAACGUCUGUAAAAUCUUGAACACCACGAGCAUGAGCUGCUUCGCCCCCUCCCUGAUGGCGGAAUACCAUCCGGGCCUGGACACGGUGAAGCACGCGGACGAGUUCGGGUUCAUCUUCAACAACGUCCAGUCGCUGCUGGUCUUCAACAACACCAACCUCCUCUACUACCCCAACCCUUACUUUGAGCCCCUGAGCGCCACCGGUGUCCUGGAGCAAAAGCCGGGCUCGCCCAUCAUUCUCAAGGGCAGAAACCUGGUUCCCCCGGCGCCAGGAGGGGCGAAGCUUAACUACACGGUGCUGAUUGGAGAGACUCCCUGCUCCGUCACUGUGUCGGAGAGCCAGCUGCUGUGUGAGCCGCCCAACCUCACGGGGCAAUACAAAGUCAUGGUCCAAGUCGGCGGCCUCCACGUUUCCCCCGGUGCGGUGCACAUCAUGUCGGACAGCCUGCUGACCCUGCCCGCCAUCGUCAGCAUCGCCGCCGGCGGAGGCCUCCUCCUCAUCAUCGUCAUCCUGGUGCUCAUCGCAUACAAGCGGAAGUCACGCGAGAACGACCUCACCCUCAAGCGCCUGCAGAUGCAAAUGGACAACCUGGAGUCGCGCGUCGCCCUGGAGUGCAAAGAAGCCUUUGCCGAGCUACAGACGGACAUCAAUGAGCUGACCAGUGACCUGGACAGAGCCGGUAUCCCCCAUCUGGACUACAGGACGUACGCCAUGAGGGUUCUCUUCCCCGGCAUCGAGGAUCAUCCUGUCCUCAGAGAACUGGAGGUGUCGGGCAACGGGCAGCAGCACGUGGAGAAGGCCCUGAAGCUGUUCGGCCAGCUCAUCAACAACAAAGUGUUCCUGCUCACCUUCAUCCGCACGCUGGAAAUGCAGCGCUCCUUCUCCAUGCGGGACCGCGGCAACGUGGCCUCGCUCAUCAUGACCGCGCUGCAGGGCCGCCUGGAGUACGCCACCGACGUCCUCAAGCACCUGCUGUCGGACCUCAUCGACCGCAACCUGGAGAGCAAGAACCACCCCAAGCUGCUGCUGCGCAGAACGGAGUCGGUUGCAGAGAAGAUGCUCACAAACUGGUUCGCCUUCCUCCUUCACAAAUUCCUCAAGGAGUGUGCUGGGGAGCCGCUGUUCAUGCUGUACUGCGCCAUCAAGCAGCAGAUGGAAAAGGGGCCCAUCGAUGCCAUCACUGGAGAGGCCCGUUACUCCCUGAGCGAAGACAAACUUAUUCGCCAGCAGAUUGAGUACAAGACCCUGAUCCUGAACUGCGUGAACCCGGACAACGAGAACAGUCCGGAGAUUCCCGUGAAGGUGCUGAACUGCGACACGAUCACCCAAGUGAAGGAGAAGAUACUGGACGCCGUUUACAAGAACAUGCCCUAUUCUCAGCGGCCGCGUGCUGUCGACAUGGACCUCGAGUGGCGUCAGGGGCGAAUGGCUCGCGUGGUGCUGCAGGAUGAAGACAUCACCACCAAGAUAGAAAAUGACUGGAAGAGACUCAACACUCUCAUGCACUACCAGGUGUCCGACCGCUGCGUUGUGGCUCUGGUGCCGAAGCAGACCUCGUCGUACAACAUCCCGUCCUCGGCCAGCAUAUCACGCAGCUCCAUCAGCAGAUACGACUCUUCGUUCCGCUACACGGGCAGUCCCGACAGCCUUCGAUCGCGCGCGCCCAUGAUCACGCCCGAUCUAGAGAGCGGUGUGAAGGUGUGGCACCUGGUGAAGAACCACGAGCACGGAGACCAGAAGGAAGGAGACCGCGGCAGCAAGAUGGUCUCCGAGAUUUAUCUGACCCGGCUCCUGGCUACCAAGGGUACGCUACAAAAAUUUGUGGACGAUCUAUUUGAGACGUUGUUCAGCACCGUGCACCGCGGCAGCUCUCUUCCCUUGGCCAUCAAAUACAUGUUUGACUUCCUGGACGAGCAGGCGGACAAACAUGCCAUUCAUGACACAGACGUACGUCACACGUGGAAAAGCAACUGCCUCCCGUUGCGUUUCUGGGUGAACGUGAUCAAGAACCCGCAGUUUGUGUUCGACAUCCACAAGAGCAGCAUCACGGACGCCUGUCUGUCCGUCGUGGCUCAGACCUUCAUGGACUCCUGCUCCACGUCGGAGCACCGCCUCGGCAAAGAUUCCCCGUCCAAUAAGCUGCUCUACGCUAAAGACAUCCCCAACUACAAGAGCUGGGUGGAGAGGUACUACGCCGACAUCAACCGCCUGCCGUCCAUUAGCGACCAGGACAUGAACGCGUAUCUGGCGGAGCAGGCCAGACUCCACUCCACGGAGUUCAACAUGCUCAGCGCGCUCAAUGAGAUCUACUCUUACAUCAGCAAGUACAGCGAGGAGAUCACCGCUGCCCUGGAGCAGGAUGAGCAGGCGAGGAAGCAGAGGCUGGCCUACAAGGUGGAGCAGCUCAUCUCCGCCAUGUCCCUGGACAGCUGAGAGUGACCCCCACUGACGGACUGACAGAGAGAGAGAGAGAGAGAGAGAGAGACCACAAUCGUUACUGGACCCUCCCGAAAUGGUGGCACAUUAUUUACCUCUCAUCGUGGGGACUGCAACCACGACCCAGACCUGGGAUCUGCAGCCAGACAGUCAUGCAACUGCAUUAAUUUGUAAUACUCCCACUUUCCUCUCAUGAUGGCAUCAGCUGAAGGGGCCACAGACUGAGACAAGGGCCCCCGCAGCUGGACCUCAUGGUGGCAUAAGGAAAGGUGCAUCAGCAGAGAGGGCAACAACAUCGCAACAGCUUGUAUUUUAUUUAUUUUAUUUUUUUUGGUUUGUUUCUUUUUCUCAAAGGAAAUUUUCUCUCAGUUUAACAGGAAAUUGUGUGUGUGUGUGUGUGUGUGAGCGUGUGUGUGUGUUUGUGUGUGUGACUCCUGCAAAGAGUUCUCUGCUCCGUCAGAAACUCACAUCCAAGUGUGAAAUGGAGACACACGAGGAGCACAGGAGCCAAUCUCAUGCUGAGUUUGCAUUCAGAUUUUUUAUUUUUGUACUUGUACAUUUGAAUAUUAUUAUUAUUAUCAGUUGCAGUUGAAACCUCCACCCAGGACGCUGUUCAGUGUUGGUGUACAAAGAAAAGUGUGUAACACUGCAGCAGGGCGGCCACGGAACACGUCUUCUCUAACCCCUCGCCUCCUCGGACGCCACGCGUCACCUGGCACGGACAGAGGCGUCUGCUCUCCAUCCAAUCGGAAGUGUACAGGACGCCACGAGUGCCUGUGCUCGUCACGCGGCGCAGCUCAGCCGGCGCAGCGUGAUGCUUGCACCCGAGCGGAGGAUGACGGAGGGGAAGUCUUCUGUGUACCUAAGGAGACGACCUUGUGAUUCAAACGUCCGAGGCUUCUGCUCAGCAGUGAGGUCAUCUGUGUAUGUACCGAUCGACACUUGCCAAUCUGUGUAUGUGAAUGUACAAAAUGUUUUUGUUUUUGUUUGUGUGUGUCUGUUUGAGUUUUGCCAACAAACAAAAGGGGGCUCAGUUGAACUGAGCGCCCUUAGAUAUUUCCAGCAGCUCGUCAGUUGUGAACAGUUCCGUUUGUCUGUCCUGCCCACCCCCCCUCCCCCUCGCAGUCCGUCCAGCUACAUUAAUUACCCAUAAAUCACUGUUCUGCCAGAGGGGAAGAGUGUGUCGUCCGCAUUGUGAGCAGUUUAGUAGAUGCCAACGGCCUUGAAUAAAGAUGGACGACUCAUCUCCGCCUCCUCCCACUGUACAAAAAAUGGAGCCAAAACAUCCCGGAUGCGGGAGCUGCCAUCUUGCACUGGUGACGUUAUUUGGGCAUCGAGGUGCCGCCGGUACACGCGCUCGACCAAUCACGGGUCAGCCGUCAAUCACGUUUCACGCCAUUUCCAAACAUGAACACGAUGUCCCAUCUGCUAACGCCGAGGGGGCGGGGUUUGUGACCUAUGCUGCAGCCAGCCCCCAGGCGUCACGUCGUCCAUCUUUUCACCCCCGUACAGUCUGCGGUGGCGAGACCGAGCGCUAGAGACUCUCCACGAUGUAUAUCUCUUCACUGUUCGUAUCUCUUUGGGAACUUGAUCGACUCUCUGUGUCCUUUGCGCGCACCGCUAGCGCACAUCACACAGCUGUUCGAGGGUCCAUCUUUGAUUUGAUCCGGUGCCAACGAGUCUUCGCGCGGACGACGGGAAGAAGCCGAGCUGCGUGGGUCAAGUCUGACCCGAGUGCCAAAAAUAAAAGACCCCGUCUUUUUCCCAGAUUCGUCGCUUUUUAACGUGUCAAAAAUCGGUUUAUGCUUUACACAGAGAGCAGAAAGCUCUCGCACUCUGGAGAGCGCGGAGCCGGUUGAAGUCCAAGCUUGUCGAACUGGAAAGGCGAGUUCAAAAAAAACAAAAAAAAACUAGGUACGAAACAUAGGCGGGGAGAAAAGAGAUCUCGGGAUUGAGGAAGAAUUCAGAAACACACACACACAUAAGACGGAGUGUGUUUCAUGUCGUGUGGAUGCGUCUGCUGACUUUAAACCAAACAGUCCCGAGCCGGAAGGCCGGUGUGACCUUCCGACCUUUCUGGCUGGACGACAGCAAACUGUAGAUUCCGUCCUCUGGAUACGCAAUCUUUCAUUUUCCUCCGAGAUAUAUAUUUGCUUGUUGUUUACAUCAAGUACUUGAAAAUAUGUAGUAUUAAAGGUUUGUACAGUAUUCUGCAAGUGUGCGUGUGUGUUGAGAGUGUGCGAUAAAAACACCAUGAGUGGGUGAAAGGUGCUUCUUUUCUCCGUGGCCUUAGAUACCCACCUGCUCACUGUUCCCCCGAUCUCAUUAGUCCUCCACUCCAGCACAGUUUGUGUCCGUGCUUUCGGAGCCCAGUGGGUUGCUUUUCUUCUCCUUCCAGUGACUCCUGGCCCAGGCGCUCUGCUGCGAGACAAAGUCAGAGGAGAGGUGAAGAGGGUACCGGCCCUGACUCUUGGCAGACGGCGCCUCGCUCGGCGCUCAGUCUGCCUCACGCCGUUUGAAGAGAAGUGGCGAGAAAACGAGGAGGGAAGGAGCGAGAGAGAGAGAGAGAACCCCUUUAGCUCCAGUUUCCUGCUCCAGCUUUGAAGCCGCCCUCUGAUCUGAGUCAGUUGUGUGCACAGUGUGAUCAGGAGAUGGAGAGUAGAAGAAGAGAACAUCAAACGUAGGCGCCAGGGAGAAAUGUAAGAUGAGGCGAUGGAUGACUGACACGUCGUUGCCGAGUCUGGCCAGUGGGGGCAGGAGUGGGGCGGCAGGAGCCGUGAUUCGCUCCCUCGUCUGGAACAAGCACCUUUUCACUCCCAUCAUCUACUGUAGAUACACGACGGAGCGCGCACACACACACACACACACACGGAGCUUCUUCCUCUUUUGAUUAAGGCGUCUUCCCAAUUCCAGCGAAUAGAAUUGUAUCCUCGUCAUACCUCACAUUGCUUGUAAGGAGUAAUGCUCUUCUGUUUCUUUUUUGUUUUAAAAAAGUUUUAUCAGGACCUUAAGGCCUUUUCCUUUUCCUGAAGGGAUGAAAUGUAGGUUUAUUAGAGUCCCGUCCCCCCGUAUCCACAACCGCGACGAACCAAAUCAGAGGCGCAAAUUAGCAGAGAAGCGCCUGUGAUUUUUCUCUCAUAGAUCAUGGAAGUCAGGAGGUUUCCUUUUGUCUUGUGUGAGAACUGUGCACGCAUUUUAAACCCAUGCUUUAGUUGCACGUAGAGCCGCGCCGCCAAUAGUCUGAGUGCGAUUCUUCCCCCGAAAGGCCCCACUCGUACACGUCUUAAACCACAGCUGAAUGCACCUUUUCUAUGUGAAAGAGAUGUUUUUUUCUUCCUGUCUUUUGUUACUUAUGGCUCGUUUCCAUGCUGUGCGCUCAAUUCUGGGAAGCUUUUUAAAUUCAGACUGAACUGAGGAGAGGGAAAGUUUUGUUUACUGGUUUUCUGCAGCGCAGAAUAUUCCGUCCGACUGCCCGUCGUGGUGUGGACGGAUGCUCACGAACGCGACCUCAUUUCAGCUCAAGCUGAUCGCGAACUGAAGAUGCUUUGUGCACUUUUUUUUUUUCUUCGGCGUAGUGUGUUGCCGAAGAGAUGGUGUCGUGGUGUUUGCCUGACACGCGUCAUCAUUCCUUAUAUGAAACAAAAUAAUUUCAUCUGCAUUUUUCUUUUUGCUUUGUUUGUUUCAUGGCGUCAGCGAGAGGAACUGAAAUCCAGAUCAACGUAUUAAUCUCAAUUCAAAAUAUCACACACGGACUAUAAAAUGAGUAUCCUUCCAUUUUAAACACGUUGUAAAAACAAACCCUUUGUAGACACUGGAGUUCUGUAAAAUAGUAAUUUUCUGGCAAUGAUGAUGACGACGACGAUGAUGAUGAUAAUAAUAAUGGCUGUCUGUUCUUCUUGUUUUAUAAAAGUGUUGUGAAAAUUGUAAGAAACUUAAAGUAUUUAAAAAAAGGUUUGUUCUCUUGUUUUUUUUAUUUGCUUUGGUUUUGUUAUGAUAAUAUAUUAUUGUGUACUUAUUGUAAAUAUGAAGCACACCUAUUUUGCAAGCCAAGGAUUCACUUUGUACUGUUGUUAUAUAUAAAUAAACUUUGCUGGUUAAAAAUUGCAUAGAGCUGAAA
Molecule: messenger RNA, 10616 nt
Organism: Scophthalmus maximus (turbot)
Lineage: Eukaryota; Metazoa; Chordata; Actinopteri; Pleuronectiformes; Scophthalmidae
Gene: plxna2
Product: plexin A2
Exons: 32
Coding region: 791-6496 (1901 amino acids)
Biological process (GO): positive regulation of axonogenesis; regulation of GTPase activity; semaphorin-plexin signaling pathway involved in axon guidance
Cellular component (GO): semaphorin receptor complex
Molecular function (GO): semaphorin receptor activity; protein binding
Source: RefSeq, a predicted model, not a curated record